UCUACAAUCUAUUCAUCUACAAUGCCCCCAAAACUUAAAGCUAAACCAGUUCUUGUCACGAUCCUCAAGUUCAAACGCAAGAGAACAACCUACUCCAUUCCUUUCAAUCUAUCCGAGAAGAAGGUCACAUUAGAUUGGUUCAUUUCCACCCUUAAAGACACAAUCGAGAGCUCUGGUGGGUUACAAGACGACAAUGACACCACCGAGCUUGGCGAAAAUAACUUGGAAAAUGAAGAUGACCUUGACAUUGAAAUACCCAAAUCUGAACUCAUUGACGAACCAGAGCUUGAACUUUCAGAACCAACCCCUGAAACCCUCACACCUGCCCCAGCUUCAGCCCCACUCAUCCAGAGUAAAUUAAAACUAGCCAUUGCUAAGGACAAAACUGCCCCAUACGAUAACAAUUGGGUGGAACUUACUACGGAUGAUCAACUCUCAGCAAUCAUAUUCAAUGACUAUGAUAUUCUUGCCUUUAGUUAUGAUGACGAACCUUUCCAUAUAGUCGAGGCUGCAUACGAUGAACCCCAAUAG
Messenger RNA from [Candida] anglica, 531 nucleotides. NCBI's taxonomy places the organism in Eukaryota, Fungi, Ascomycota, Pichiomycetes, Serinales, Debaryomycetaceae. The record is from the annotation of a GenBank genome assembly.